AUGUUUACCGAUUGGAUGGAAGCAAACAAGACAUAUCCAAAGGCCAAAAAUUUGACAUACUCAAAUUUCCUUACGAAGUUUGUUUAUGAAAAAAGAUACCGACGAUGGAGACCACGUAAGAGAGGGCAUACCAUUGGAAGAGUUAUCUGGGUUCCUCCAAGUACCGGUGAGUUGUAUCACUUAAGAAUGAUGCUGACUGUUGCAAAAGGACCAACAUGCUAUGAAGAUAUAAAAAAGGUCAGUGGAAUUGUUCGGGACGGUUUUAGAGAUGCAUGUUUUGAAAUGAGAUUUCUUAAUGAUGACAAGGAAUAUAUUGCAGCCAUUAACGAGGCGAAAGAUUGGGGUUCAGGACAUUUUUUGAGAAAGUUAUUUGUCACUAUGCUACUAUCCGGUACAAUGAAUAGACCGCGUCAUGUUUGGGAAAAAACUUGGAAGACGUUGUCCGACGGUAUUCUUCACCGACAAAGACAAUCAAGCAAUAUAAGAGAUAUGCAGUUAACAGAAACUGAGUUGAAAAAUUUGACACUCAAUGAGAUUGAGAAUAUGUUGCAAUCCAAUCGAAGAAGUUUACACGAAUUCAAAGAUAUGUCGUACCCGGAUGCUUAUGUCACACGACACGUUGGCAACAGAUUGAUUUACGAAAAACAUGAUUACAAUGUCGAAACUGAGCGAGAAAACUUCAACAAUCUCUUUCGUGCCCUUACAGAUGAGCAACAUUCAAUCUUUGAAAAAAUCAUGGAAGCUGUCAGGAAACAAGGAGGAGGGGUGUUUUAUUUACAUGGUUAUGGAGGGACCGGUAAAACUUUCAUGUGGAGAACACUAUCAAGUGCACUUCGUUCGAAGAAAAAAAUUGUUCUUACUGUUGCUUCAAGUGGUAUAGCUUCAUUAUUAUUGCCAGGCGAAAGAACUGCUCAUUCAAAGUUCAAAAUUCCUGUGCUCACCCUUGACAACUCUACUUGCAAUAUUGACAAAAACAUAGAACAUUCUCAGCUAUUCAAGGCAACGAAUGUAAUAAUAUGGGAUGAAGCACCUAUGGAUCAUAAAAAUUGCUUUGAGGCAUUGGAUAGAACAUUUAAAGAUGUCAUGACCAAGAAGGGUCUUGGGAAUAAAAUCUUCGGCGUCAAAGUUGUUGCUUUCGGAGGAGAUUUCAGGCAGAUUCUUCCAGUUGUUCCAAUAGCAGGGCGUUCUGACAUUGUUCAUGCAUCAAUAUGCUCCUCUUAUAUUUGA
This is a messenger RNA of Vicia villosa (hairy vetch), 1227 nucleotides long. RefSeq lists its product as uncharacterized. Gene Ontology annotation, molecular function: DNA helicase activity. The transcript is spliced from 3 exons. The coding region runs from base 1 to 1227 and encodes 408 amino acids. The record is from RefSeq and is a predicted model, not a curated record. Gene Ontology annotation, biological process: DNA repair; telomere maintenance. Lineage: Eukaryota; Viridiplantae; Streptophyta; Magnoliopsida; Fabales; Fabaceae.